Molecule: messenger RNA, 357 nt
Organism: Coccidioides immitis RS
Lineage: Eukaryota; Fungi; Ascomycota; Eurotiomycetes; Onygenales; Onygenaceae
Exons: 3
Coding region: 1-357 (118 amino acids)
Source: RefSeq, a predicted model, not a curated record
AUGUCUUCCAAACCAUUUCGGCGCCUUCCCACGUCUUCCACCAUCCCCGAGAACACCAUGCAGGUGCUAAGAAUCUCAAGCAAUGUGAAGCGACGCAGUUCUCCAAAUUCAACAAAUGGUGGCUCUCGUCCGUCCGUCAAGGUUCCGCCCACGUGCCCCCUUGCCAUGCGUUACGUUGUAAUUGCAGCCGGUCAUAGCGCCCGCUCCUUUGAAACGCCAAUGAGAAGCAGAGCUAGUCGGAACUCUAUUCCAAAACUGGCGAGCGGGUGCGGAGUUGGAAAGUCGAGGCAGUCUCCGCGGACCAAGCCACUAAGUGUUUGCGGAGCACUCGAUCAGCCUCAGAAAAUCCGUGGCUAA